Molecule: messenger RNA, 1081 nt
Organism: Laetiporus sulphureus 93-53
Lineage: Eukaryota; Fungi; Basidiomycota; Agaricomycetes; Polyporales; Laetiporaceae
Exons: 5
Coding region: 11-1081 (356 amino acids)
Source: RefSeq, a predicted model, not a curated record
CUACACCAUCAUGACUGCCCUUCCUCCCGCCGCCGAAGCCACGCAAAUAAGCGACCUGGAGCCAAACGCCCUCAGCGCCUAUAAUGUCUGCCUCGCCUUCGAACACGACGCCAAGACGGAAAAAGAUGUCGUGCGUGCAAGACUCCUCGGCUACUUAAUCCUCCAUGCUCCUUCUCUCGACGCGCUCCACGAAGUCGUUAGAGUAAUCCACUCGUGCAGUGACGACUACAAUACCUUGUCCGACCUUGGAGAAUGCUUUAUCAAUGUCUUCAUCCGCCCCUUCAAGAAAUACAAAGGGCGCACGCCAGACUAUUCGGAAUAUUCCAGUCAUCGUUCGCUCAUCAAAGACAAGAUGGAUCUGAUGACCGCAAUUCAAGAGGCAUCGAAAGACCACAAGGAAGCGAAGAUCCAAGCCCUUAUCCGAGAUGGUUUCAAGUGUGUGGUGACCGGAAAAUACGACAUAGAAGCAGUGAGAAUUCCAAGUAUUGAUAAAGCAGAGAUACGCCGAGUACGUGCGAUUCACACAGAAUGCGCCCACAUUGUGCCGGAGUCCACUUUUUUCGAUGUAUCACGCACGAGCUCGCCCGAGAAGAAGGAUUAUGCUGCCUCACUGUUGGCGGUGUUGAAGCGUUUUGGCUAUGAUGUCGAAAAACUGAAUGAUGCCAAGAUGCACUCUCUUUACAACGUCAUGACGAUGCAGAAAGAUGUGCGCGAGUGGUUUGAUCGUCUGGAGAUGUGGUUUGAGGCGACAACAGUCGAGAAUUGCUAUCGUGUCAAGACGUUCGACGAGUUCAACGAGUACCUCGACAUACCUGCGGCGGUAACGUUGACGUCGUCCAACCCUACCACCCUUCCUCUCCCUUCUCCUGAACUGCUAGCCCUGCAUGCGGCUUGUGCCAAAGUUGCCCAUCUCUCAGGUGCAGGUGCCUAUAUUGACGAGCUCGACGGAGAUCUGGAAGAUCUGGAUGUAUUGGCUGAUGACGGAGGAUCAGCCGACGUCCUGAAUCACGCACUGUCGCGUUUGAUGACCGACUCCGUCAAUGUUGGAGCAAAAUGCUGUUAUGAUGCUGCUCCCAUGUAG